AUGCAGGUGUCCAUCGCGUGUAACGUCGGGGGCGGGGCCGGAGGGGGCGGGGCCAGCGGCGAGCACGCGCUGAAGGAACGCCGCUCGACCAACGCCAGCGUCGCCAACGUCAACGCCGCGCCGGGCAGGGUCAGGGCGGAGCCAACCAGGACCCUCGGACACGCCCACAUGAACGAGGCACCUGGUCACCACGGCAACAUGAUGUACAGGAGUCUGGGGAAGUCCGGUCUUCGUGUUUCUUGUCUCGGUCUCGGGACUUGGGUGACGUUUGGCUCUCAGAUCUCAGACGAGGAGGCGGAGCAGAUCUUGACUCUGGCCUAUGACAGUGGAGUGAACCUGUUCGACACAGCAGAAGUUUACGCCGCAGGACGGGCGGAGAGCACACUGGGGUCCAUCCUGAAGAGGAAGCCAUGGAAAAGGUCCAGUUACGUGGUCACCACAAAGAUCUUCUGGGGUGGACAAGCUGAGACGGAGAGAGGACUGUCCCGCAAACACAUCAUCGAAGGUCUCAAGGGCUCCCUCUGCAGGUUACAGUUGGAUUACGUCGAUAUUGUUUUUGCAAAUCGCAGCGACGUCAGCGCCCCCAUGGAAGAGGUGGUCAGGGCCAUGAGUUUCCUGGUGGAUCAGGGUUUGACUUUGUACUGGGGAACGUCCCACUGGAGCCCCCUGGAGAUCAUGGAGGCGUACUCGGUGGCGCGUCAGUUUAACCUGGAUGCCCCGGUGUGUGAACAGGCCGAGUAUCAUUACUUCCACCGGGAGCGAGUGGAGCUGCACCUGCCAGAACUUUACCACAAGAUCGGUACACCAACCACAGAAGACCUGUGUCCUGGUUUAGGGUUUAGACCCUCCUCCUGCCCUGACUCGGGUGCGUUGCCGUGGUUACAGGGUCACUCGUGGCUGAGGGAGCGUCUCUGCAGUGACGAGGGGAAGAGGCAGAUCAGUAAGAUCACAGAGCUCCACCAGGUGGCCGAGCGCCUCAACUGCACCCCGGCUCAGCUCGCCAUAGCGUGGUGUCUUCGUUCUGGGGGUGUGUCUUCAGUUCUUUUGGGCGUCUCCAGCACAGAACAGCUCCAGGAAAACCUGCACUCCACCAGGGUUCUCUCGCUCCUCGAUGAUUCCGUCGUUUCUCAGAUCGACCGUCUCCUCGGAAACAAGCCCGAGGUGAAGGGGCGGGGCCAGCGCACCUGAGCGUCCAAUCAGAAGAGACUCUCCUCACGUAACCAUGGAAAUAAACUAAAGAAAACUCUUCACAUCCGAGUCUGAGUUAUGAUUGAAAGAAUUUGACCUCUGUGGUUUUUCUCUGUAACUUGUCACAAAUUUCUGUCACUUUGUUCUUUUUAUUGUUUGUAAAAUUCAACAUUCACCCCCCACACAUAAACACGUUUAUGUGACUCGAGUGGUGACUCCGCCCA
Messenger RNA from Boleophthalmus pectinirostris (great blue-spotted mudskipper), 1412 nucleotides. Its product is annotated as voltage-gated potassium channel subunit beta-2-like. Gene Ontology annotation, cellular component: cytoplasm; voltage-gated potassium channel complex. The record is from RefSeq and is a predicted model, not a curated record. The transcript has 13 exons. Gene Ontology annotation, molecular function: potassium channel regulator activity; transmembrane transporter binding; voltage-gated potassium channel activity. Bases 1 to 1188 code for a protein of 395 amino acids. Gene Ontology annotation, biological process: regulation of potassium ion transmembrane transport; potassium ion transport. NCBI's taxonomy places the organism in Eukaryota, Metazoa, Chordata, Actinopteri, Gobiiformes, Gobiidae.